AUGGUUGCUCAUGGUGGUAUUGAUGCUCUCAUAUGGCUCUGUAGGACUUCUACUAAUACAGAAAUUCAUCAUCUUAUUACAACAAACUUGGCGAUAUUAGCUGAAAAAGAAUCCAUCCGACCUGUCAUCAUCACAAAGUGGGCACUUCCUCCUUUAUUACAACUCCUUCAGUAUUAUAUGCAUUGUGAUCGAAAUAUGAAUGACACAAAAUUACCACCUACUGCAUCGAUAAGUUCAUCAUCAUUACCAUCAAAUAGCGAUACACAUUCAUCAGCACCUAUACCAAUAAAACAAUCUUCGAUAGACGAUAUCAAUUUAUAUACUAUUCACUUGGAAAUCAUCAUCAAUUGUACACAUGUCCUUUAUCAAUUGGCAAGAGCAGGGAUUCUCAGUCAAGAAGAAAUCAUUACGGAUGGUAUUUUAGAUAUUCUUUUCUCUUUGACAUUGUAUGAGAUCAAGGAUAUACCAAUCAAAGGAAUGGAUAAGAAUGAAGAGAAUAAUUUAUCUGAAAAACUACAACAACAACAACUAGAUGAUUUGGAACAUGGUGUGACUACACAAGAACAAUGGAAGGAACGUGGAUUCAUCAUUCAAAGUUUGGCAGCGAAAUCUAUUUCUUUCGUCAGUGCAACAGUAUCAAAUCAGCCUAGUAUGAUCGAACAAUUAAGAAAUACAAACAAUUUGGCUCUUGCUCUUGUAUCUGAUAAUGAUGAAGUCAAAAAGUAUAUUGCCAAGACAGUAGCAUAUCUAUCGUUAAGAAAUGACAAAUAUAAACCUGUGCUUCUUGGUGGUGAUAAAGUACGAGCAUUGUUAUCAAUACUUGUUGUAUUACCUCAAUUGGAUUCUGGUUUGGAUGAUAUGAAAGACACACGAAAAUCCGAUUUGGACUAUUAUUUAUAUUCCUGGCAUGAACAAAAAGGUAGUAAACGAUACGAUACGACUUUUGGUUCACUAGAUCACGCUCCUUACACGGCCGCAGUUUCCCAUGUUUGCUGUGCUUUGGCUAACUUUGCAACCAACAAUGAAUCCCAAUUGAUUCUUAUGGCACAACCACGACUUGUUCGCUAUAUCUGUAAUAUACCAUCCAGCUUCCCAAGUCAUAUGGAAAUACAUCGUCAUGUGGCAAGAUGCCUAGCGAACUUGGCUCUCUAUGAUGAAAACAAAGAUAAAAUGCUUGCAAUGGAAGAAGGUGAACAAAAUCAGAUCAACGAUUCGUUCAAUGUGAUACCUACUCUUUUGGCUAUGGGACAGAGUGCUAAUGUUACUGAUGAUAUACGACGACACAUUAUUCGUGCUUUAGAUAAUCUUAGUUCAAACGUAGUGGAUGAAGCAUCUGACAGUAAGAAGGCGCAAUUUUGGAAAACCACCUUCCAAGAGAUUCAACCUUUUAUUGAAAAGAUCAUGACGGUUACCGACGAAGCAGAUACUUUGAAACGGGCAAAAUUGAUAUUACAACGUGGAAAAGAUAUUAUUUCUGAAACUCCCAAUGGCAGCAACAGUGAAGAAGAUGAACAAGCGGAACAACACGAAAAUGGAAUGUCUAAAACUAAAUCCAAGAAGAAGAAUAAGAAGAAAAAGAAGAACUAG
Molecule: messenger RNA, 1587 nt
Organism: Halteromyces radiatus
Lineage: Eukaryota; Fungi; Mucoromycota; Mucoromycetes; Mucorales; Cunninghamellaceae
Product: armadillo-type protein
Exons: 9
Coding region: 1-1587 (528 amino acids)
Source: RefSeq, a predicted model, not a curated record